Messenger RNA from Amphibalanus amphitrite, 3043 nucleotides. Its product is annotated as nuclear matrix constituent protein 1-like. Gene Ontology annotation, molecular function: actin filament binding. NCBI's taxonomy places the organism in Eukaryota, Metazoa, Arthropoda, Thecostraca, Balanomorpha, Balanidae. The transcript has 13 exons. Bases 430 to 2034 code for a protein of 534 amino acids. The record is from RefSeq and is a predicted model, not a curated record. Gene Ontology annotation, cellular component: nuclear outer membrane; cytoplasm; meiotic nuclear membrane microtubule tethering complex. Gene Ontology annotation, biological process: nuclear migration.
CGGCAGCGCGCAGGCGCCGUCGGGGCGGGGGCGGAGCGGCGGCCGGGCCCGGUCCCGUCUGGCGCCGGCCGCCAGUCCACCGUCGGUCAGGAGUGGCCCGCUCCGCCCGCGUGAACUCGUACCCCGUCCGCAGCCCGCACCACGCCGCAGCCAUGGCCUGCUGGUCGGAAAACUACCACUUCAUCAAGGAAGUGUACGACUUCCGAGUGGAGGAGAUGAACAAGUGGAUGGACGCGCUGGAGGAGAGCAGCAAGAAGCUCAUCACCAACAAGGUCUACACGUCCAGGGAGUUCCGCCGCAUGCGCGAUCAGUUCAGGGCGGUGGAGCGCCCUGUAGAGACGUUUUAUCUCCGUCGUUGGAUCGCAUGCAGCGGGCUAGUACCAGUGCAAGAACCUGAGGCGUGAGGAGCUGAAGCAAUGGCUGCACGAGAUGCUGAAGCUGCUGAACCAGAAGUCAGACCAGAACCUGGAGACGGAGAAGAAGCGGCUGGAGGCGCUCAUCCAGAGGCAUACGGAGGUGCUGCCAGGAAUCGAGGAGAACAUGCGCAAGGUGGAUGUGUACUCUCGCUGCUACCAGUACGUGGACGACAUCACUCCGCUGCUCAAACUGCUCGAGGACCUGCGCAGGAAAUCGACAGAGGAUGAGCACGACAAGAAGCCCGAUCAGGGUGGAAUCAAGAUUCACCCGGACAGCACGGAGCAGGUGACCACCUUCAUCGAGAACCAGGAGGCCAACAUCGCCAAGGUUGAGGAGAAGCGCGGCGAGAUCGCACAGCUGCUGAAGCGCGGAGAGAAGCUCGAAGGCCAGGCCGACUGUCCCGACUUCCUCAAGGAGCAGGUCAAGGGGCUCAGUGAGCUGUUUGUCGACACCGAGAAGAAGGCCAAGCUCAAGCUGGAGGUGCUUAGGAACAACGAGAAGGCGUGGCAGGAGUACGAGGAGGACAAGGUCUCCAUGGUGAACCUGCUCGACCAGGCCGAUGAGAAGCUGCGCAAUAUCAGGAAGCUGUUCGACCCGCAGCAGGGUGCCGAGGACCUGGCCAUGCGCACCGACCAGGCCGCGCGCACCCGUGAGGCCUGCGAGGCCUGCUUCAACAAACUCAAGGGCAACGUGGAGAUCAUCUGCAGCAUCUGCUCGCCAGACAAGAAGGAGGAGCUCGGCAAAAUUAUGACCGGUUUUGAGGAGCGCAUGGCGGUGCUGAACACCACUGAUGAGCGCAUCAACAAGCUGAAGGCCUACACCGCCGACCUGCAGACAUUCGUGGACAAGAAGGAAGCCUCGCUCAAGUGGCUGGUCACCGGCGAGAACCAGCUGGUGGAGCUGAUGAAGUUCCCCGGCGAGGACAAGUCCGACGAGAAGCUGCUCAUGACGGUCAAGAUGCAGAAGGACAUGGAGACCCAGCUCAACAUCCUCUCCGAGCUGAUCACCGAGUCGGAGCGCCUGCUCGGAGGAAAGACGCACUCUGUGGCCGAGAACCACCUGCUGGAGGUGGAGCGGGUCAAGAACAAGCUGGAGGAGCUGAACGCCAAGCUGAAGGAGGUCUCCGGAGAGAUCUCCGAGGACCUCCACCACUGGGCCGACUACCAGUCGGAGCUCAAGACGUUCCAGCCGUGGGUCAAUGAGGUUGAGGAAAGGAUCAAGGCUGGUCAGAAGAAGCCCACCAGCCUGGCCGAGGCCCAGGAGAUGCUCAAAUCAGUCCAGGACUUCGACCAGGACAUCAAGACCCGUCUGGGUAACCUGGACAACAUGACGGAGACGGUGACGAAGAUGACCCAGCACGAGAAGGCUGACCGCGAGAUCGCCGAGUGCCGCGAGCGCCGCGAGAAGGCCGAGAAGGUCUCCGCUGAGUGGGUCAUCAAGACCGAGAAGCUGGUCAAACAGUGGGAGGAGCUCAACGCCACGGUGACGGAGGUGCAGGGCUGGGUGGCGGCUGCGGAGAUGAAGGGCGAGACGCCCACCCAGCAGACCGUUGACGACACCUGCAACAAGCUCAAGGCCUACUUUGCCGAGAAGCAGAAGCUGGUCGACGCGCUGUGAGAAGCCGCAGGGAGGGAGCAGAGAAGGACCGACAGCCGUGCCAAGACGCCGCCGGAAUUUGGCGUCGCCCCAGAUUUCGCGGUCACUGGCUACUUGUUACUUGCUCUUACAUGUUAUUAGAGAGGUGGCAGAGGAGUGGUCGGUUGGUUGGUAAGGGGGUUAUUACCUGGUGAAUAAUGCGUCUUUCCGGCAGAUAAGAAUAUUCAAAAAUGCUAAAAAUUGGUCACUUACGCCAUUAUAAGAAAUAAGGCAAUAAUGGCUAGCUUGGCCAUUGCCCAAGUGCAAAAUAGCAUAAAAGGGCUAUUUGUACUCAUGGGUUUGAACGAAAGUCAUAAGCACUAGCUAUAAGCGUGCUUAGGAAUCGCUUUAUUCCGAGACUGAACUUUACUUCGAAACCAUGCAAAAGAUAAAAAAGCUGACGAACCUUGAGCGAGGAAGACGAUAUAGCCUCUGGUUAUGUUUGUCUCUUCGAGUUGGGGAAUUUCAACGCUUUGUGUGCUCCAGAGCGAUGAACUAAGCCUAAUCUGUUCGUUAUCUUACAUUUAGAGGGGUCUGUGACGGAAAUUAUGAUAAGACAAUUCUUUGCACGUUUACAAGAUAUUAAAACUUAUUUGAUUUUGCAUUGUUAAGUCUUCUUACUUCUCUCAGGAAUAAUCAUUCUUUUCACUUUAAUUUGACGUGUUCUCCAUUUUUGUUUGUCUUCUCUCCCCGUACACUAGUUUUCUAUCUUUUUAUGUUGCACUUUUCAGGUUUCGAGUUUUUGGUACCCUUAUACUUUCAGUGAUUUCUUUUUCUUUUUCUUCCAUUUUUAGAAUGCAACGAUGAACACUGUAUUGCUGGUUGAUCUUCCGCACUGGUCUUUUACAAUAAAUGUAGAAAAAAAUGACCGUGGUGUGCUGUUUGGAGCUGUGGUACCUGUAUAGAUAUAUCUUGAUUGAUCAGGAAAUGGUUAUUUGAGGACCCAAUGCUGCAGUUCUUUGACCUAAGAGAAUAAAGUGCCACUUCCAAA